GUUCCCACGCGCAUGCUAGCAUGCUAGUCGCAUUUCUUUCACUAAUGAGCCGCUUCUUUCAUUUCAAUUAUUUUCCCAACCUGUCGGAUGCAGCAGCAGAAGGAGCGCAUUAAAGCUCCGCAUCGGUUUUUAUCUUAAACUUGGGACUUCCCGUCCUUUUUUUCCCCCUCCCGUCUGCAUCGUUCGUUGAUCAGGGCAUCAUGAAGGUGAACAAACACGUGCAGGUCAAAGGGAAAUCUCAGAAGUGGAAAGACGUGAGGAGCAAAAGAUGCAGACCCUCCAUCAAGACCUCUGAUCUGGACUCCAGCACCGUCUUGGUCAGGGUGAUAAAGGAGCAGCAGGUCUCUGCCAAGAAAAAGCCGUCUGUGAAGAGGCUGAAAAACAAAGCAAAAACUGUCUCUGACCACAAGAUCAAACCCUCAGAGUCUGGAGUUAGUAAACCAAACCCUCAGACUAAUGGAAGCUUGAUGUUCCCUUUGGAUACUGAGGGUGAGGACCUGCAGGACUUGAAGGAGUAUUCCCAGAUGAUUCACAGAAACGGACCGCAGACCUCAGCAGACUCGUGGGAUAUCAAGUUUGGUAGACUGGAAGGAGAGGCUCUCCAUAAUAGUGCACAGAGAGGUGAUCGACACAACCACGCCGUGCUGGUCAUGCAAAAAGAUGAAACCCUUUGUUUCAGAGGAAAGUGCUUCUUGACUUGUCUUUAUGGCCGCGUGGAAGUGAUGGGGUUCACCAUCGAAGAGGGUCAGAAGUCGUACCCCCUCUACUCCCCGGCGUCCCACUGUCCCCUCACCGUCAGAGCUCUGGAAACCUCGCACUUCCACCGAAAUGACCGAGCAGAGGCGUCCCAGAUUCUCCAGAAGUACCUCCCACCAGCAUCACGGAAGAGGCUACUAAAGAAGAUAACGCUGGCGUCCUCGGUCAUCCUGGUUGAACCCAUGGAGACGCCGCUGACCCGCUUCCUGUCCAGCUUCACUCAUCUGAGUGAGCUGUUCAGCCCCCCAGCGAGUGAACUCUUGUCUGCUGUUCUGGACACUCCGCUCAACGGGUUGGGGGUGAUUCCUCUGACCAGCGCCAUCGAGGGCCUGAAAAUGUCCCGGAGCUACAGAGACGCUUUGAACAUCGCGGUCAGCGCGUGCAGAGGAGACAUGGACGGAUGUGCGGUUAUCCUCGUGUGUGGAACCAAGAACGUGGGAAAGUCCACGUUUAUCCGCAUCCUCAUCAACACUUUACUCAACCAUACUUCCAGCGUGGAUUACCUGGAAGGAGACCUGGGUCAGACGGAGUUCACUCCUGCUGGUUGUUUGUCGUUGCUGACCGUCAGAGAACCACUUCUGGGUCCUCCGUUCACACACCAGAACACUCCAGAACACAUGAUCUACUACGGCGAUCUGUCAUGUGAACCCGACUUGUCCCGUUACCUGGAAUCCUUGAAGUCGUUGUGGCGCCGACGCCCCAAAAGCAGAGAGACGCCGUUCAUCAUCAACACCAUGGGCUGGGUCAAAGGGUUUGGACUCCAGCUCCUGGUGGACCUGAUCCGCUUCCUGCCGGUCUCACACGUCAUCCAGCUCAGCCACGGCGGCACCAACCAGUGCCCCCCCCUCACGCCGGAGUUCCUGAGGACGGCGCACGGCUGUCAGACGCACCCGCCCGCUCAGACCGCCAUGGACGAGUUCACGGAGAGUCUCAGCCCGCCCAAGAACUACUCCCACCUCGCCGUGCAGGCGGACUUUAAAGGCGUUGCCCGCCAGGGGACGGCGAAGCACCAGCGCUCCAACGAGCAGCGGGAGCUGUCGCUGAUGGCCUACCUGAGCCAGCUGCAGUCGUCUGAGCCCGGCCCGGUGCGCCCGCUGCACAGCCUGACCCCCUACCAGGUCCCUCACACCGUGGUGGCGCUGGGCGUGAUCCACAGCGAGGUGGCGCCCUCCCACGUGUUCCACGCCUUCAACGCCAGCCUGGUGGCGCUGUGCUGCCUGACGGAGAAGGUCACCAGUAAAGGAGGUCCGGUUCUGCUGCCGCAGGCCCCCGUCUGCCCCUGUGUGGGCUUCGGUGUUCUGCGGGGCGUCGACAUGGGGCGGGGUCUGUACUUUGUGCUGUCUCCCGUCGACCCCUCCGUCCUCCGGAAAGUCAACUGCCUCCUCUUGGGGGCCGUCUCCUUGCCUUCGUGCAUCCUCACCACACAGGCCGACUCGGACGGCGAGACGCCCUACGUCACCACCGACUACAGCUUCGACCUCACCGGCGCCGGGAAGCUGCGAGUGUUCAAGGGUCUGAUGAGGCCGAGUCACGCCGGGAUGCAGUGACGGCUCCCCCCCGGACGCCGUAUCGCACGUUUGUUUUAAACCGCAGCGUUUCUCCAAAACCAGGACAAACAUGGGGUGGAGUUUGGAGGAAGCGCCGCUUCUGGGUCUCACGUGGAGAUCUGACAUGGACAGUAUUGGAACGUGACGGACUGGAGCUCAAAAUCCUCAGUGUUUGUUGGUUACAUUCCCAAACUGCCAACCUGCCACAUAAUAAAAGCUUUUGUUAAAAUUCC
This is a messenger RNA of Oryzias melastigma (Indian medaka), 2536 nucleotides long. RefSeq names its product nucleolar protein 9 (gene nol9). NCBI's taxonomy places the organism in Eukaryota, Metazoa, Chordata, Actinopteri, Beloniformes, Adrianichthyidae. The transcript is spliced from 13 exons. Gene Ontology annotation, molecular function: polynucleotide 5'-hydroxyl-kinase activity. Gene Ontology annotation, cellular component: nucleus. Bases 201 to 2303 code for a protein of 700 amino acids. Gene Ontology annotation, biological process: cleavage in ITS2 between 5.8S rRNA and LSU-rRNA of tricistronic rRNA transcript (SSU-rRNA, 5.8S rRNA, LSU-rRNA). The record is from RefSeq and is a predicted model, not a curated record.